AUGUAUGGAUGGCCACAGCAGGUUGGGCAAGCCUCAGCAGCAGUAUCGCGAUUAUGUGAAGCCGCAGUUGUGACCAAUCUAUCAACCCAACCACACUCUUGGGAAUUUCUUGAGGUCCAUUUAUCAGUGGUUGAUCGAGCUGCGUUGGCUUGUUGGGAUGAUGUGUGCCUCUGGGUCGUAUGUCCGGUCCGAGGCACUUUCCCUCCUCCUCUUGUCGAUUCAGGAGCCUCCAGUCCAGUCCUGCUAUCUCUCGGCACCCCGUCCUUCGCCCUUGCGCUCUGCCACAUCUCCCUCCCUCCACACACCACCUCCCCCACACCCACAUACAUCCACUACCACAACCCACCCCUGAUCCAUCAAGUUAGGCAUUCCUUCUUGCUCCACUACUUUGUUUCUCCCAAAGAAACCUUUAAUAUCCGAUUCUUAUCCUCCCAGAUUAGUCUUGGUUAG
Molecule: messenger RNA, 450 nt
Organism: Morchella importuna
Lineage: Eukaryota; Fungi; Ascomycota; Pezizomycetes; Pezizales; Morchellaceae
Exons: 4
Coding region: 1-450 (149 amino acids)
Source: RefSeq, a predicted model, not a curated record